GUAAUCAUAGUGGAUCUGCGGAAUCGCCGGUGGUCCAAGCCAUGUGCCUGAUCCAGGCACAGGGCUUUUUGUCGCCCCACGGUAAACUACGCUCCGUGAUUGGACAAUCGGAAACCGCCGUCCCCAUGAACUAUUGAAACGCCAUCCGAACCAUCAGGCCGUAAUCAUAACAGUAGUAAAGUUGCCGACCAGAAUCUUACGCCCCCUCCAUGAUAGAGAUCAAGAUCGAGCACCGGGUCCGGAACUUAAAGUCACUCAACAACCCUACAACAAGUCUUUCGAGCGAAGUUUUUCUUUCUUUCUUUCUUUCUUUUUUUUCCCAGGGCAAGCAUCUAGGCACUUGGCUUGGACGUGGUCCUCCUCAUCUUCGAAAUGGCUUCCUUGACUUGGUGGCUCUCAGUCGCUCUUUAUGCAGGCCUCGGACGAGCCAUUGCAAGUGGUACGAGCGGCGACGUAACCUGCACCGACAACACCGUAUCCACCAAUCUUCUCUCCAACCCAUCCUGGGAGGACGGCUUGGGCUCAUGGAAUUACGUCUAUCCUCGCUCAGUGUCGACCAAUGAAGCAACUGAUGGCACUCAAUCGCUAUUGACUAGUGGCGUAUACCCGUUCCAGACGGCCACCCAAACGAUAUCAGGUCUGGUCCCAGGUACUAGCUAUCAAGCCUCUAUCGACUUCUUGGUACUUGUCACCAAUGUUGCUAUUACCGAAAGCUGCACUGUUUAUCUCUACCAUGACUCUCUCACGUCGGCCAACAUCAUCAGCUCCAAAACCGCGGCUUACAAUCGGAAUACCAACCAGUGGGCCACUUUGAGCGGCGCAUUAACCGCAACCAGUGAAAGUGCCGUGUUUGGCGUGUACAUGACUUGUAGCCCAUAUCGCAUUUCCCAAAUUCAGAUCUACUUUGAUAACGCCAAAUUGCUUCUUGAAACAACCACACAAGUCUGCACCACUGCCACGCCAUCGUCGACACCUAGCUCGACUCCUAGCUCGACUCCUAGCUCGACUCCUAGCUCGACUCCUAGCUCGACUCCUCCGGCAUCCACACCAUCACCACAUUCAUCAAGCCCGGCUUCUAGCAUUGCGUCCUCAUCACCUAUCAGUCAUUCCAGCCCAGCUGCUAGCAUUACUCCCUCUUCACCUGCUAGUCAUUCGAGCCCAGCUGCUAGCAUUACUCCCUCAUCGCCUGUUGGUCAUUCGAGCCCAGCUGCUCCUGCAUCUCCCUCAUCGCCCGUUGGCCAUACGAAAUCCGAUACAUUGGCCCCGACAAGCACGCCCCUUGUACGCAGCUCUUCAUCGGUCUCGCCAUCAUCGGUCCCUACACAGAUUCCUUCAGCAUCCACGCCAGCACCAAACCCGUCAAGCGUGGCUUCUAGCAUUGCUUCAUCAUCACCUAUCGGUCAUUCGAGCCCAGCUGCUCCUGCAUCUCCCUCAUCGCCCGUUGGCCAUACGAAAUCUGAUACAUUGGCCCCGACAAGCACGCCCUAUGUACGCAGCUCUUCAUCGGUCUCGCCAUCAUCGGUCCCUUCGCAAGAACCCUCUGUCUCAUCCCCAGCACAAUCUGACACCCCAACCUCCACCCCUGUGGAUUCACACACCACUGCAUCGUCAGUGUCAAGUCAAUCUGUCGGACACGGUUCUAGUUCUGUCAUUCCUUCAGCUCCUCCUUCAGUCCCAACUGGAUCGACCUCCCUCACAGCAACCACUUCUACCGAGACCAGCACGGAGUUGCAAUCUACCUCUCCAAUCUCAAGCCCAUCAGGCACCUCGACCUCUAGUUCAUCGACUAUUUCAUUUGUUCCUUCGUCUUCUUCCACGGUCGCUCCUUUCUCCACCACCGUCACUUCGACAGCAUCAAACCAACAAUCCUCUGCGACAGGUCCUCUGGAACCUAUUUCGACACCCUCUUCGCCUAUUGAUCUCCCCCCAACGACAUCUUCCGGCCAUAUCACAACUACCAAUGUUGCAUUGACAACUUCUACCGUCUACAGCACGCGCACUUCUACUAUCACCGCCUGUCCUUCAAGUGUGAUCAACUGUCCCGCACGGUCACAAACCACAUAUGUCACCACUGAGACCAUCUACGUUUCGACUACAGUUUGUCCAGUGGCUGAAAGUGAAGCUACUGCGCAUGCUACUUCUACCGGUGUCCCUGCUCAGGGUGCCCCGCAGCCCAGUGAACGAUACACGACCGUGACCGUUUUCAACCCUCACACAGUCACCGCAACUGCCUGUCCAUCGGGCGGCAACGAGUGUGCAGCCUCCGCAAGAACCACUUUCGUUACCACAGAGCUAGAGGCAUCAACUACCGUUUACGUGAUUACCGAGAAAGAGACCUCUCUGCCGACGGGUAGCCCCGCGAUCUCCGUCUCCGUGUCCCCAAUCUUCAGCACCCGUACGACUACAAUCACCUCCUGCCUUCCUGAAGUCACUGGCUGCUCUGCCAACCCAGCUGCUCCCCAGGUUGUGACGGAGACGCUACUCGUCGGAGAGACUACAUAUACGCUAUCUGAAUCAGCAGCUGCUAUGUAUACUGCUCUUCCUCAGGUUGGAUCAACUCCUUCGUCCCGCUUGCUUUCUUCUGUUCCUGUGAGCCACACUGCACAGGCUGUUUCUUCUCAUGCGGCAGAGCAAGUGAAGACUAGCGGAAGCAAGACUACUCUCUCUGUUUCCACUGCUUUGCCAAGCUUGUCGACCUCUACCGGCACAUCUGCGCCAGCGUUCAAUGGUGCUGAAUCGUUGGGUCGUCCAAUGAGCUUGGCUCAGAUCAUUGUCUCUGUUUGCGUCGGAGGUCUUGCGCUCUUGUGGCUCUAGAUUGGACGGUCGUUUCGUGAUGCGUCACAAUCAAUAUUUGUACAUUAGUUAGUUAGAUUCUUUCUUCCGAUUGAUUAUUAAUUGAUAAUAACGUAUUUCAUAAGCGAGCUGGCUUAACGAAUGCAUCUCUUAUAAUAACG
Messenger RNA from Penicillium brasilianum, 2954 nucleotides. The record is from the annotation of a GenBank genome assembly. NCBI's taxonomy places the organism in Eukaryota, Fungi, Ascomycota, Eurotiomycetes, Eurotiales, Aspergillaceae.